Limanda limanda (common dab) is the source of this 1983-nucleotide messenger RNA. RefSeq names its product beta-1,4-galactosyltransferase galt-1-like. The record is from RefSeq and is a predicted model, not a curated record. The transcript has 5 exons. Lineage: Eukaryota; Metazoa; Chordata; Actinopteri; Pleuronectiformes; Pleuronectidae. The coding region runs from base 72 to 1439 and encodes 455 amino acids.
AGAUCCAGAGGAGCCAGUUGAGAACAACAGUUUCAGGAAGGAGACAAUCCACAGUGUUAUGGGUGGCUGAGAUGCCUGCAGAGGUUCCAAUGGACAAGUUCAAAUAUUUCAAAUGGAAGUUUUUCCUCCUCUUCAUUUGUACCUUCAUCUUCCUCUGCAUCCUCAUUGUGAAACCGCCCAUGACGUAUAGGUCAAAUCCAGGACCCUACAGACUGAGCAAAACGUGUCCCUUUCAUGUCUCUGAUCAGACCAUCACCCCCCUCAACGACACCAAGCACCUACUGGUGUCGGCCUUCAUGGACCAGAGGGUGAAAGGCUUUGAUAUACGCAUCAUUGGCAUCUUCAGGAAUGACUCCAUCCAACCCCUUCACUGUCGCUUCUGCUGUGAAGGUUUCUUGUCAAUCCCAACUCCAGCAAACAUUUCACAACAUUCAAACAAAUUUGGAUUUCCCUUCGACACAACAGAUGUCAUGUGUCCGAUUCCUGAAAACUGCAACGCGACACAUGUCACUCUUCUGACUCAGCCAGAGAGUGGGAUUGCACCUAAACAGAUUUGGCUCCCGAUAAGAAACAGAAAGACCAACAUGGACGAGGAGGAAAAGCUGCAGUUUAACUUCACAGUCUGCAUCUCGAACCUGUUUGGAGACUACAACAACGUGCUUCAGUUCGCCCAGGCCCUGGAGAUGUACAGGUUGCUGGGAGUGGGUAGAGUGGUGAUCUAUAACACCAGCUGUGGCCCAGAGCUCGAUCGUCUGUUGCAGAUCUACAGCCAGGACGGCUUCCUGGAGAUAGUUCAAUGGCCCAUCCACCAACAUCUGAUUCCAUCUACAGGUUGGCUCUUCUCAAAGCACGGAGGGGACGUGCACUACUUUGGCCAGUUAGCCACGCUCAAUGAGUGCAUUUACAGAUCCAUGGAGCGCUCACGCUACGUCUUGCUGAACGACAUUGAUGAGAUUAUAAUGCCUUACCAACACGACAACCUGAUGUCUAUGAUGAACAUGCUCCAAGAACAGCAUCCAAAUGCUGGGGUGUUCAUCAUAGAGAACCAUUUCUUUCCCAAGAAACCCUUUGAGGGAGAAAAAUCAGGUCCACUGCCUCAAUGGAGAGGGGUGCCAGGCUUUAAUAUUAUGGAGCACAUCUACAGGGAGGAGCCGAACAGAACCAAAUACCUACCCAACAAGUUGAUAGUUAGGCCAAGGGCGGUGGAGCAGACCUCGGUACACGAAGUGCUCAAGCAAUUCAAGGAAGAGUUCAUGGUUCCGAUGGAAGUUUGUCUGAUCGUCAACUGCCGAAUGACGUACCCAAAAUCACAGCUGGAGCAACUCCGUGUAGACACCCGACUGUGGGACUUCUCAGAUGAACUAUUGACCAGCGCCAUGAAGAUGCUGAGGAGAGCCAGGCUGCUGAGCUCCGAGGUGGAGGGUCGACAGAUUGGAUAAACAGGCUGAGUGAAUGCACAUUCUCACCAGCUGGACAUAUAAAAAACAUUUGAAUAAGGAAAGAACGACACUGAGCUUUCACCUUUUUAAUGGGCAGAGGGCCGAUGUCUACUCACUAUUGUAGAGAGCAGGUUGGCAACUAAAAGGGGACAAGGGCCCCGAAGCUCUGGAGCGACUUGCCAGAAGAAAAUUAGGCUGUCAAAGUCAGUAGCUGUUUCUCAAUUCAGGCCCGCAUCCUUCUGCAGACUUGGUUCAUGAACCUCUGUGAGCACUUGCCGAAAUAAGGAUACAGUGGAUUUCAUAUCUGCCAGCUGCUUUUCACUGCAUUGCAUCGGCCCCAGAGAGGAUCCACCCGCUUGGAUCCUCUGUUACUUAGAAAUGACGCAUUUACCAGCAGCAUUUGAAGGAGCAUUUGGCACCAAUGGCCUUUAAAUGCAGCCUCUGAAGGAUGCUGCCCCUGAAUUUGGAUACAGCCAGUGUCAUCUUUUAAGUCCCUUCUCCAAACUUACUUUUACCAGAGAGCCUUACGGGAUGUGAACCUGCC